Daucus carota subsp. sativus is the source of this 1808-nucleotide messenger RNA. RefSeq names its product cytochrome P450 85A1. Gene Ontology annotation, molecular function: iron ion binding; oxidoreductase activity, acting on paired donors, with incorporation or reduction of molecular oxygen; heme binding. The record is from RefSeq and is a predicted model, not a curated record. Gene Ontology annotation, biological process: multicellular organism development; brassinosteroid biosynthetic process; sterol metabolic process. The transcript has 9 exons. The coding region runs from base 255 to 1649 and encodes 464 amino acids. Lineage: Eukaryota; Viridiplantae; Streptophyta; Magnoliopsida; Apiales; Apiaceae.
CUUGAUGUUCAUCACUAGGGUCCCUCCCCAUGUAGGGUGGCAUCGUUUUGGCGUAUUAAUAUAGACUUUUUUAUUCCCUCUCUCUAUGUAUAUGGCAGUCCUCAGGCCUAUAUAUACACACACGCUUCACCUAGCUCAAACCAGAACAGAACAUAUCAUUAAGCCCAUGCCAGUCACAGAACAUCUCUCUCCACAGCCAUAAUCUCUCUCUCUCUUUUCUCUCAUCUCUCCCGGAGAGAGUGUUAUUUACUUCAAUGGCUGUUUUUAUAGUCCUGUUUGGUGUGGUUUUGGGACUCUGUCUCUUGAGCACAGCUUUGUUGAGAUGGAAUGAAGUUAAGUACAGGAAGAAAGGGUUGCCUCCGGGGACUAUGGGCUGGCCACUUUUUGGUGAGACCACUGAGUUCCUCAAACAAGGCCCAGCUUUCAUGAAAAACCAAAGAGCAAGGUUUGGAAAUGUUUUCAAGUCCCACAUAUUGGGCUGUCCUACAAUAGUUUCUAUGGAUCCAGAGCUGAACAAAUAUAUACUCAUGAAUGAAGCAAAAGGGCUUGUACCUGGUUAUCCACAGUCCAUGCUUGACAUAUUAGGGAAAUGUAACAUAGCAGCUGUCCAUGGCUCCACUCACAAGAACAUGAGAGGGGCAUUGCUGGCUCUUGUUAGCCCCCCUAUGAUCAGAGAUACCCUCUUGCCCAAAAUCGAUGAUUUUAUGAGAUCUCAUCUCAGCAGCUGGAAUGGCAGAAUCAUUGAUAUUCAAGAGAAAACCAAAGAGAUGGCGUUUAUGUCUUCACUCAAGCAGAUUGCUGGUUUAGAGUCCAGCUCAAUGUGUCAAGAGUUCAUGCCUGAAUUCUUUAAGCUAGUUUUGGGGACUCUUUCGUUGCCAAUCAACCUCCCUAAUACAAACUAUGGCCGUGGCUUCCAGGCAAGGCAGAGCAUUGUUAGCAUGUUGAGAAAACUUUUAGAGGAGAGGAGGGCCUCUCAGGAAACACAUAAUGACAUGCUGGCUCAUCUUAUGAACACUGAGGAGAAUAGAUACAAGCUUAGUGAUGAAGAGAUAAUUGAUCAAAUUAUUACAAUCUUGUACUCUGGCUAUGAAACUGUUUCAACUACUUCAAUGAUGGCUGUCAAAUAUCUUCAUGAUCAUCCAAGGGUUCUUCAAGAACUCAGAAAAGAACAUUUGGCAAUCAGAGAAAAGAAAAGGCCAGAGGAUCCGAUUAAUUGGAAUGACUACAAAUCCAUGAGAUUUACGCGCGCUGUGAUCUUUGAGACAUCCAGAUUAGCUACAAUUGUUAAUGGGGUUUUGAGGAAAACAACUAAAGAAAUGGAACUGAAUGGUUAUGUGAUUCCUGAAGGAUGGAGAAUAUAUGUUUAUACUCGGGAAAUCAACUAUGACUCCCGGCUAUACCCUGAGCCACUUACAUUUAAUCCCUGGAGAUGGCUGGACAAGAGCAUGGAUGCUCAAAACUACUUUUUUAUAUUCGGAGGUGGUACUAGACAAUGUCCUGGAAAGGAACUCGGGGUGGCUGAAAUUUCAACCUUCUUGCAUUACUUCGUAACUAAAUACAGAUGGGAAGAAGUUGGAGGAGAUAAGCUGAUGAAAUUUCCAAGAGUUGAAGCACCAAAUGGGUUACAUAUUAGGGUUUCAGAUUACUAACUAAUCUAGCUAGGUAAAUAUGUACAGAAGAGAAGUAGGAUAUAAGGGUGAGUGACAAGGGUGUACAAUAAUUUUCUCUAACUUAGUAGUAGAAAUUAAUUAUAAUUAUUUCAUGUGCUUCAUUUCUGCUAAACUAAUCAAAUAAUGAUAUUUUCUGCA